Molecule: messenger RNA, 2432 nt
Organism: Arachis duranensis
Lineage: Eukaryota; Viridiplantae; Streptophyta; Magnoliopsida; Fabales; Fabaceae
Product: probable pre-mRNA-splicing factor ATP-dependent RNA helicase DEAH9
Exons: 22
Coding region: 46-2130 (694 amino acids)
Cellular component (GO): intracellular anatomical structure
Molecular function (GO): RNA binding; ATP hydrolysis activity
Source: RefSeq, a predicted model, not a curated record
CUCAAGCUGGAAACUCGAGUGCGGUGGAGUGGAGAAGGAGAAGGAAUGGCGCAGUUCUGGAAACCGGGGACGGAGAAGCCUCGCCUUGUGGACGAUGAAGAAGGUGGCGUUCUCUUCUUCUCUGGUGGCUUCUCGUCCUCUUCUUCCUCUUCUGGUUAUGGAUACGCGAGCAUCGAGAAGCAGAGGCAGCGUUUACCUGUUUACAAGUACCGCACUGCGAUUCUCUACCUUGUCGAGACUCACGCCACCACCAUCAUUGUCGGCGAGACCGGCAGUGGCAAAACCACUCAAAUCCCUCAGUUCCUCAAGGAGGCUGGCUGGGCUUCCGGUGGCCGACUCAUUGCUUGCACCCAGCCGAGACGACUAGCUGUUCAGGCGGUUGCUGCCAGGGUUGCCGAAGAAAUGGGAGUUAAACUUGGUGAGGAAGUUGGUUACACCAUUAGGUUUGAAGAUGUUACAAAGCCAGAUGUAACAGUACUCAAAUUUUUGACGGAUGGUGUCCUCUUGAGGGAGAUGAUGGAUGAUCCUCUUUUGACCAAAUAUAGUGUUAUAAUGGUAGAUGAAGCUCAUGAAAGGUCCAUCUCAACUGAUAUUUUACUUGGACUGUUGAAAAAGGUUCAAAAACGUCGACCGGAGUUGCGAUUGAUUAUCUCAUCUGCUACAAUUGAAGCAAAGGCGAUGUCUGACUUCUUCGGGAAGAGGAAAAAGCGCCGGGAACUUGAAAAUGAGGAGAAUGGAAUACAAUUGGAACCUGCAAUUUUAUCAGUUGAGGGUAGAGGCUUCAAUGUACAAAUUAAUUAUGUUGAGGAACCUGUCCAAGACUAUGUUCAGGCUGCCGUUUCAACAGUACUGUUGAUUCAUGAGAGGGAGCCUCCGGGAGAUAUUCUAGUUUUCCUUACUGGUCAAGAUGAUAUUGAUGCUGCUGUUCAGUUGAUUGCUGAUGAAGUUCAAACCAGCAAGAAACAUUCUCCAGGAUUGGUUGUUUUGCCUCUUUAUUCUGGACUUCCACGAGCUGAACAGGAGUUAGUGUUUUCUCCAACUCCUAGAGGAAAGAGGAAAGUAAUAAUUUCUACCAAUAUAGCAGAAACAUCCCUUACAUUGGAGGGUAUUGUCUAUGUUGUUGACAGCGGAUUUUCAAAACAAAAGUUCUACAAUCCGAUUACUGAUGUUGAAAAUCUGGUUGUGGCACCAAUAUCUAAGGCUUCUGCUAAACAGAGAGCUGGUAGGGCUGGACGAGUUCGACCAGGAAAAUGUUACAGGUUAUAUGCAGAAGAAUAUUUUCUUAAUCACAUGUCUAAUGAGGCAAUUCCAGAGAUACAGAGAUCAAAUCUUGUCUCCUGUAUAAUCCAUUUGAAGGCCUUGGGGAUUGAUAAUAUCUUAGGCUUUGAUUGGCCUGCAUCUCCAUCUCCUGAAGCAAUGAUCCGGGCACUAGAAGUUCUCUACUCACUUGGGGUCUUGGACGAUGAUGCGAAGCUUACUUCACCUACCGGAUUUCAAGUUGCAGAGAUUCCACUUGACCCAAUGAUCUCAAAAAUGAUAAUAGCUUCCAACCAAUUUGGAUGUUCAGAGGAAAUAAUCACGGUUGCUGCUGUUCUUUCCAUCCAAUCCAUCUGGAUCUCGGGACGAGGGAUACAAAAGGAAUCAGAUGAAGCAAAAUUGAGAUUUGGUGACCAUGUGACGUUCCUUAAUGUAUACAAGGGGUUUCUUCAGUCUGGUAAAUCUUCCCAGUGGUGUCACAAGAACUACGUGAACUACCAUGCAAUGAGAAAGGUUCUUGAAGUUAGAGAACAACUCAAACGAAUUGCACAGAGAAUUGGCAUAGUCUUAAAGUCUUGCGAGAGUGAUAUGCAGGUGGUUCGGAAGGCAGUUACUGCAGGAUUCUUCGCUAAUACAUGCCGUUUAGAGGAAUACAGCCAUAAUGGGAUGUACAAGACGAUAAGAGGAUCGCAAGAAGUUUAUAUUCACCCUUCAUCAGUGCUAUUCAGAGUAAAUCCGAAGUGGAUUAUUUACAAUUCUCUUGUAUCAACUGAUAGACAGUACAUGCGUAACGUCAUAUCCAUAGAUCCUUCAUGGCUCUUGGAGGCUGCUCCACACUUCUACCUGCUACAACAAUCUAAUCCUCUUCACUAAUUGCCUUGGCCUUAAUUAUUGGAAGAAUCUGAGACAAAAGGGAAAUGUUUUGCUAAGAUAUCAUGUCUCUGGUUCAAGUAGGACAGGUUAAAGGUAGAAACCCCUUUGGAUGUCAUUUAAGGUUUAUUGUUAAUCCUUCAAGCUCCGCAGUCCUAAUAGCCAGGUUACGGUUUCAACCAUUAACGCUCUAUAGAUUUUGUAAAUUGUAUUCAAGAAUAACGAAAGAGAAGAUUGGUUCUUGCUCAUUUUUGAGAAAGUGCCAUUUGAAGUUAUAUAUACUUAUAUAGAGAGAAUUAGAUAAA